This is a messenger RNA of Hypoxylon fragiforme, 2011 nucleotides long. RefSeq lists its product as uncharacterized. NCBI's taxonomy places the organism in Eukaryota, Fungi, Ascomycota, Sordariomycetes, Xylariales, Hypoxylaceae. The record is from RefSeq and is a predicted model, not a curated record. The transcript has 2 exons. Bases 456 to 1802 code for a protein of 448 amino acids.
CGGAGAGCUAACCACUUGACAGUUGCUAUAAUGCACUAUUUCCUUGCGACUCUCCUCUCGCUCUCGCUGAGGCAGUGAACUAUUGUUCAACAGUAGGCCAUUACGGUGCCACUGAUUACCCUGCGGAAGCAACAGCUGCUGUAUGUACCAGAUAUAAACUACCACCCUGUCCUAGUUUACCCAGGCGGCAGUAAUCUAUUGGCCUACUGCGUUAGAGGUAAAUACAGAGAAAAUACUGACUUCAUGCGUUGUAGUGUGGCAAUACCAACCGACUAGCUUACAUCUCAGCCUGUGCAUGUGGUGUCGCCUGCCCUUCUCUUGCGUCUACUACAACGUCUGUUACUGGCACCACAUCGGUUCCAACUACAUUGGCUACCUCAACUCUAGCGUCAGGGGGAAAUGCCCAGACAUCGCCUGGCUCUCUCACUGCUGUCACCUCGACCAGCAGCGUGCUUAUGCCAAGUUCAUCCGGUUUGACGGCGUCAGGAACAUCAAUCUCCGAGACUGGAUCUGGGCCUGUAGACUCAUUGACCUCAUCUUUGCCGAAAAUAACUACUACAUCUAGCAAUUCCACAGGGGAUUCCCAAUCAGAGAGCCCAACCUUGAGCACAGAUGUCACACCUAGUAACCUAGGAUCAUCGAGGAUUGCUUCUCUUACCUCGUCAUCUUCGUCUUCAACUGUCUCUUUUGUUUCUAGCGUGGGUUCACCAGUUUCUACAUUCGCUAGCUCGUUGUCCAACACACAAUCCACGAUUCCCGGGGAACCAUCCUUGACUUCAAUGUCGACUUUUACGUCGAAUACUUCCAGCGCAGCUGCAGUCUCGUCAAGCGACCCAGUUAGCAGUUCAGCCCCUUGGACGAAUUCGUCUUGUACUUUAGGAGCUACAUCAACGAAUUCGGCCAACACGAGCAUGGCCUCGGGAACCUUAUCAAAUUCAUUCUCAUCAGGAAACCCAGUCGGUGCUGGGUCGACGACCGCUGAGUCGAUGACUGCUGAGCCCCUGCCAACUUCCUCAGGUCUACUGUCUAACUCGACUUCGACUGGUCCGACUCCUGCAAGCGACGCCACCUCGAUCGACACGACCUGUUUUCCCUCCCCAAAGUUGACACCGUCUCCUAGUUCGGCAUUUCACUAUAUCAACUCCACGACAUCAACUCCCACAGACAGUUCCAUCUUCACAUCAUCAAACCAGACUAGCUCGAGCCUACCAUUGGCCAGUUCCGCAACGACCAGUACAAGUGCCUCAUGCACGACCGUCUCGGCCAGCGAUGUGAUAGAGAAUGGAGAUUUUGAGCAGGGACUUUCACCGUGGAGUAUCGACCUGGUGGAUAUCAUGUCGACGGCCUACUCCGUCAGUAGCCCGGGCGCGGACGGGUCAUGUGGGGCGUUCCACGUUUUGAUGCGGCGAAACCUGCAGACGGAGGACCUCCGAUCGAACCUUCGGCUCGUCAGCCCGAUUCUUUGGCCCCCGGCGAACUCGAGCUGGAAUAUAUCAUUCUGGGUGCAGUUUUCUAGUAUCAGCGCAGCGUCAUACGUCGACCUGUACGCCAACUACAAGGUCGCGCACCGUGUUGAGGCCACGUCGGCGAACUGGACUCAUGUCGAAUUCCCUUAUACCACGGGCAACGACGAUAGGAUGCUUCAGUUUGUCUUCUCGUUCGUGCUGGGCGAUGAGAUGGAGAAUGAAGUCUGGGUUGAUAAGGUGGCUAUGGAUGUAGUUGCUACAUCUACAUCUACAUCUAUAUCGACCUCGACCACACCGGUGAUAGGUGCUGCAACUAUCAUGCCUGUUGCUCAUUAGAUACUCUAGUUCUGGGCACCAAACUCGAAUGCAUUAGAUAAUAAACACGAGGAUGUUAAUGCAAAAUUUGAAGCCUUUCAACCUAAAAAUGAAUCAUUAAAGAGUACAUAUUAUGUAACUAUGUAGUACAUAGCAUGGACCUUCCAUGUUACUGAUAUAUCAUUGAUGUGACUAACGAUUCCUCUUUAUGUAGGAAGCGAUGACAUAAC